This is a messenger RNA of Porites lobata, 3666 nucleotides long. The record is from the annotation of a GenBank genome assembly. NCBI's taxonomy places the organism in Eukaryota, Metazoa, Cnidaria, Anthozoa, Scleractinia, Poritidae.
AUGGACCAGCGACCAAGGUAUAACGCUUCAUCUAGCUUCUCUAUUGAUAACAUUUUAAGCGACAGGAAAGAAGAACAGAGGUCUAGCUUUCCUUUUGAGUACCAACAUCAAGGCACACCUGACUACCUGCAACACAGUGCACACACAACUUAUCCACCUCAGCAGUUUCAUCAUCACCCUUUGGGUUCCGCGUGGUCUUCAUGUCAGCCUUAUAGUUGUCCCCCGUUUGACAGAUCUCGGAAAACGACGGGUAAGUAUAUUUAAUGUAUUUAAUGAAUCACUUGACUUCACUGACUAAGAAUGACAACCUGAUUAUUAUUAUAAUAAUAUAGUGAGAACUUCUAACUAACAAAUUAAAACAAGACUGACUCAAGAAGGCAAAAUUUAGGGAGUAAUCUAAUCAUCUGUGCAUCCACUGUAAGUAUCAGUUGAUGUCAAAUGAAUUUUCAAGGAGAUCACAAGCCUUAUCGAUGAUUUUCGUUAAAAAUUUCACGCAUCGUUUUUGAUCAUGUUGUUCAAGAGAAAAUAAACUGAAACUAUAAGCCAAGACCGGAAAAUAAAAGUAAAACGAAAUUAGUCUCUAAAGAAACUCGGCGGGUACCACAUUGGUGGAGAAGUCGGAAAAAAGAAGUAUAUCUUAUCACCUGAGUUAAUGAAUAAUCAAUUAAUGGAAAAGUGAUAGUUCAGAUCGAAAGGGGAAAUUGACGCAGAAAAUAAAGUUUCCGGAAAAAUAAGCAAUAUUAGCUAUCCAAGGGAGUAUUGGGUUAGAAAAUAAACUGCUUAAUUUCUUACCCUUUCUACAUAAUAUCUGAAAGUUAAGGUAACUUAGAGUUUUUGAUAAGGAAAAGUAAAGGUAGGGAAGGCCGAGUCUUAAUCAGUGACUGCCGGUGGGCACUCACUAGUACAGGGCAAUUGCUUGAGGUCAAACAUAAUAUUUAGUUGGUUAAUUGUGAUUUUGUACAUGAGUUUGAGCUAAUUUCGCAAUGGCAUCAAGCGCGCAAGUAGAUUUCGGUAAAUGCUUUAUUUGCAUGUACAGGAGUUAUAACUGACUUUAAGGAUUUGAAUCUGAACCAUAACUAGUAUCUGACUGAAGCAUUUUAAGAUGUCUAAAACAUGAAAAGCCCCUUAAAAACGAGAUUGUAAAGAAAGUGUUUUAAUAUAUUUUUUUCGUUGUCUUUAUUGAUAACGGUUUUCUUGAGCCAUAAAAUGAAGAAAGUAACCGCCUCUAUUUUAAUAUAGUUAUCUGUUCGAUCAAAUUUCGUCCGAAAUGAGUGACAAGAAAGCAACACAAUAAUAUACAAGAAUGAAAGCAGAAAAAUGAAAACCUGAUUUCAGGUUAGAAAACUUUGUUUUGGAGGUUAGUUAUUCUUAAACUGGGAAUGUCAGGUUUUCUUAGAUUGGUAUUAAUUGUUUGUCCAUCCGAUCAGGACAUAACAUCUUACCAAGCUAUAGCUACAACGUAAGUUCAACUUAUUUUAACGAGCGCUUUUAAGGUGUUUGAACUUGCAUUAAUUUAACAUAAUUGUAGUAUUAAAAGUUAAGCCGAUCAUUGAAGUGAGCUAGAUAGAGUUUUUUGUUGUCUAAGAUACCUAGUGUCGGUUACCGUGGCCCUUAAAGAAGACUAUGUUUCAGUUCUGUUCAAUAAAAUAGCAUAGUGCUAAAAAAAGAUUUCAUUUAAAAAGUCACUUUAAAGGUUGACAUCAAGAGGCCCGUUUCUCGAAAGUCCCUUUAACUUUUCGGGCCUGAAAUCAAAUAGCUAUUGAAAUAAAAAAUCUGAAUAAAAGGGGGGGUCCUAGCUGACAAACCAGUCCAUUUUUGUUUUGUUAACUGUUAGUGUUAUCAUGCUAGUGCAAACUACUGAAACCUCGAUGCUAAGCUUCCCGGCCUGAUAAUUAUCAGGACUUUCGAGAAACGGGCCCCAGAUGCCACAUCUUGAAACUGGGCCCAAAAGAAUGGCACUGAGCAAAUAACUGAUGACCAGUAGGAAAAACUCUUUGAAUGCAGAGGUCCACGCAACACGUAAAUAUAACUGACUGGUUCCUUUUGUCGGAUCUCUAAUAAAACAAACCUGAAUGUAGGGCUGGCACUACGGCAAAGGGCUGAUUUAUUAUAAGCCAAUAUUUCGCCUAACAAAAUUAAAUUUAAAUUUAAGGAGCCUAUAAAAGAUAUUUUCUCUCGGUAUAGCUCUGGUCCUGAGGAAGGCUAGGAAGGAAAUAUUGGCCUAUCAUAAAUCAGCCCUUUGCCGUAGUGCCAGCUCUGCAUUCAGUUUUAUUUUAGCUUUUGUUGAUGACCAGUAGCUAUCCGUCAUGGUUUUUGUAAUUUUGAGUCCAUUAAGGAUAGUACUUGCUGACCUAUUAACAGGUAAACUUGUUUCGAUUCUUUGUUUCAGUAUUGCAACACGAGAGCAGUGCGCGCGAGCGAAGAAGAGGCCGUGAUCCAACGAAGAAAAGAAAACGAACUGCAUUCACCGCAGCUCAAGUGAAGGAACUUGAGGGAGAAUUUCGAAGAAGCAAAUACUUGACAAUUUCGCGUCGAACAGAACUUUCAAAAUCUCUCAAGCUAACUGAAACACAAAUCAAAAUUUGGUUUCAAAAUCGCCGCACUAAAUGGAAGAGAAAAAUCGCCGCUGAGAUGGAAUUCAGCGCGCACUCGCCUGGAAACUUGUAUGGUGGUCCCCCUCAUCCGGGACUUCAUCACUGCAAUCAACAUUGUCACCCUGGUACGUGCGCCAUGCCUUAUAACAUUUGCCAAACAGGUUUCAAACCAGUUUUUUGUCACCCCCAAGUGCCUUUCACCUAAAUAGGCGAGAAUAAUUAUAUGGUACAACUGAGGUGACUAUAGGAAAAAAUUGUUCAUCGGCGAGUAUAUAAAACAAUGGUAUCCUAGUUCAAAGCAUAUCUGAUCACUAUUGCCCUUCAAAUGAACAUGCAGUUGAUGGGAAAUAGACAGACUGUAGCUAAAGCGACAACUUUGGUUUAAAGGUACGAUUCACACCCUCAACACGGAGAUCUGAUCUCACUUGUGACGAUUGACUACACUAUCUAAAUGCAAUUUUCGGAAAGUGCGCAACAUAUGAAACUAACGACUAGAUUUCCGUAUACCUCUUUGGCUUUGUUGGUUUACAGAUUACAAACAAUACGAUGUUUCUCUAGAACACUAUUUCUUUUAAAUUCCUCCAUCAUGCACGUAAUUUGGGUGUAUAUUUCAUAAAAAGACGAACACAAAAAUGUCACUCGAGAACGUAACAUGAUGUGAAGUGGAACAACUUGCUGGUAUUGAUAUCUUUGUUGUUUCCCGGCCGCUCUAGUUGCAUAUUGAUUUGUUUAAAUUUCUGUUUCAUAUAUUUGGACCAACAAACGUAAUGAAUCAAAGCAUGAAGUCAGCCAUAAUUUACAUGUAAAGCCCUGGCCUCAGUUGCUCAUAAGGUGGAUAGUGCUAUCCGACAGGUAAAUCACUAUACUAUUCAGUGGAUAACGCAACUGGUUUCUGUAAUACUUAUCUACUAGAUAGUCAUAUAUCCACUGGAUAGGGCGCGCUAACCAGUGUUCGAACAACUGAAGAGGUAAGGGAAAUAAACAUUGUUGUCAUUCGAUGCAAAUUUUUUCCUUUUCAUUGGCCGAAAGCCCACCACUUGUCCUGAAAAUAACUGUCUACAAAUAAUGGUCU